Molecule: messenger RNA, 1047 nt
Organism: Cyanidioschyzon merolae strain 10D
Lineage: Eukaryota; Rhodophyta; Bangiophyceae; Cyanidiales; Cyanidiaceae
Product: similar to RNA binding protein
Exons: 1
Coding region: 1-1047 (348 amino acids)
Biological process (GO): maturation of LSU-rRNA; maturation of 5.8S rRNA
Cellular component (GO): nucleolus; preribosome, large subunit precursor
Source: RefSeq, a predicted model, not a curated record
AUGCAGAACGAUGACGUUAUCUGGUCGCUCAUUGGUAAUAAGAGGUUUUGUCGCUACAAGGUGAAAACGAGGAGACAACAAGAGAACUUCUGCCUGAACGAGUAUAACGUCACCGGCAUGUGCAGCCGGCAGUCCUGCCCUUUGGCGAACUCGCGGUACGCCACUAUUCGGGAAGCCGCCGACGGCAGACUCUAUCUUUUCAUCAAGACGAUCGAGCGGGCGCACAUGCCUCGUAAGCUUUGGCAGAAGAUUCGUCUAUCUGGAUCGUAUACGAAAGCACUUUCCCAGAUAGACGAGCACCUAGCGAUGUGGCCCAAGUUUCUUGUUCAUCGUGCGAAACAGCGACUCACGAAGCUCACACAGUAUCUCAUCCGAAAACAGCGUCUAGAAUCCGUAGAGAAAACACAACUGUUGCCCGUGAAAAAGAAGGUUGAGCGGAGAGAGCGGAAACAAGAGCAGCGCGCUCUUGACGCCGCCAAGCUGAGCCUCACGAUAGAGAACGAGCUGUUGGCGCGGCUCAAACAGGGCAAGUACGGAGAGAUCUUUAACUUUGCACAAAAGGAAUUUGAGCACGUCAUGGAACAAGAGGCGGAGCCGCUGGAGCUUGAGCGAGAUCUCGACCGUAGCUACUUUGAGCCGCUGUACGAGUCCAGCGAUGAGGAGGCGGUGUUCGGUGCAGGCGACGACAGCGACGUGCCGGGCACCUACGCAAACGCAGCCCCGCCAGACGAUGAAGAAGCUUCAUGGUCUGAUGGUUCCGCAAUGGAUGACGUUCCCUCUGAUUCAGCUGACGAAGACUGGAGCCCAGCUCCCGAUCUGGAAGACCUGCCUCAUCCAGCAGAUCGAAACGCCUCGACCUUCUACUUCGAUGAGGCCUCUGACUCCACAGAAGCUGAUGAGCGAUUACCGACAAGACCAACGCCGGUUCAGCGUGCUCGUGUCGCUCAGGAAGCGAGCCGACGAAGAAAGACGAAAGCAUCAUCGUCUAGGCACCGGAAGCAAUUCGAGACCGAAUUCGAAUUUGAGCGAGAACUCGAGCCUCUCUGA